CGCCGAACCAAAUUGAUAUUCCGGUUUAUCUCUAAGACCGGUUGGUAUAUAGAAUCUCAAUUUCCUCUCGUCUUCUACAACUUAUGCCAAAAAACGACGACGUUUUAGAUAUAGAUGACACACCAUUGAACUUUGAUCCUUUGAAUCUUCAUCUUCUCUCUUUUCUCAGUCUCUCGUCCUCUGGUAAACCAUGCUCAGAACAACGGCUUCCCCAAUUUUCUCGUCCUUUACAGCUAAACCCAGAACCUCGAGGUUAAUUUUCAAAGCUUUCAACGUCCUUCUCGAAGAUACCCCACCAAGUGCUCGACGAAAUGCGUCAACGAAUCUAACAACCUUACACCAAGGCCCUCCAACCUCAGCCUACGUCCACCUCCCCUUCUGCCGCAAACGCUGCCACUACUGCGACUUCCCCAUCAUUGCUCUAGGCUCCUCCUCUGCUUCAAACACUCUCCACGAGGAAAAAAGACAAGAAGAAGACGACGACCCACGUAUCAGAAACUACGUGAACUUGCUCGUCAGAGAGAUAAACGCGACAAGAACAGGUUUCGACGCGAACCCGAAUCUAAAGACAGUGUUUUUCGGGGGAGGCACGCCUUCUCUCGUCCCUCCGAAGCUUGUCUCUUUGGUCCUCGAAACGCUGAGUUCGAGUUUCGGGCUGUGUCCUGAUGCUGAGAUAUCGAUGGAGAUGGAUCCAGGAACGUUUGGCGGUGAGAAACUAAAGGAGUUGAUGGAUUUGGGAGUGAACAGAGUGUCUUUAGGAGUUCAAGCGUUUCAAGAUGAGCUUUUGAGAGCUUGUGGUAGAGCUCACGGUGUCUCUGAAGUGUACGAGGCGAUAGAGAUUGUUAAGUCAUGUGGAGUUGGGAAUUGGAGUAUGGAUCUUAUAUCUUCUCUGCCUCACCAGACGUUGGAGAUGUGGGAAGAGAGUUUGAGAUUAGCUAUUGAGUCUCAGCCAAGUCAUGUCUCUGUGUAUGAUCUGCAAGUGGAACAAGGCACCAAGUUUGGAAACGUGUACACUCCAGGCCAGUCUCCUCUUCCUUCAGAAACACAAUCAGCAGAGUUUUAUAAAACAGCAUCAUCGAUGCUCCGUGGUGCAGGUUAUGAUCAUUAUGAAGUCAGCAGUUACUCAAAAGACGGGUUCAAGUGCAAACACAACUUGAUAUACUGGAAGAACAAGCCCUUCUAUGCUUUCGGUUUGGGUUCAGCUAGUUACGUUGGAGGGCUGAGGUUUUCAAGGCCAAGGAGGCUUAAGGAAUACACAAACUACGUCGCUGACUUGGAGAAUGGUGCAGCCAACUGGUGUGGAGACGGUAGUGUUGAUCUCAAGGAUGUUGCCACAGAUAUUAUAAUGCUGUCUUUCAGAACAUCUAAAGGGCUCGAACUCAAGGAGUUUGGAGAGGCUUUUGGGAGAAAGGUAGUGAAGUCGAUCUGUAAAGUGUAUGAGCCUUAUGUGGAGAGUGGGCAUAUUGUUUGUUUGGAUGGUAUGAGAAGAGAAGUAGUGAGUGAUGAAUUCAAAAAGUUAGUUGGAAAUGAUGAAGUGAAGAUUGAAGACCAUGUGAGAUACCUUACGUUGAGAGAUCCAGAUGGUUUCCUCCUCUCUAAUGAGUUGAUAUCUUUAGCGUUUGGUGUCAUAUUUCCUUGAGUUGAUAACAUUGAAAGGUUGUUUUGUACAACCCUUAGUAACACAGAUUGUGUGUGAAACUGGAUAUUGUCAUUCAUAGUUUGGAGACACUAUAAUUUACAUAAAUGUUUCCUUUAUAAACUCCAAAAAAAAAAACAGAAGUCGCAUUUUCAUUUCCAUUGCCCCUGACUUGAGAAGCUUCUAUGGUCUGGGAGCUGCUAGACGAGAAUGCAGGUGGUAUAGAGUGAUUGAACCUACAAGCUGGACCAAAUUUGCAGAUACCGUAUCUGCUGUAGUGUGUGCACAUGUUCCGACCCUGAGCAUCAAAGACAAGUAUCGAAAAAAGGGGAUCAAAAUGUAAAUCAGAGAGCUUGUCAUUGAUCACAAAUUUUAGGUGAUUGUUUGCUGAGUUGUAUGUGCACAUGUUCUGUGAUAGGAUACUAGAAGUCAAGCACGUGCUGAGGUGGCAAGUACGAGAUCAGCUAGACGACGUCAACCAAAGGGCAAGAAUCUCGCAUGCAGGAGCCUCACGACUCAUUUAUUUUCUAGUUUUAUUAAUAAGAGAAGUGGUCUUCCUUAACUAUAGGAACCAAUCUUCAUGUCACGUUUCCCAUUUCAUGUUUGUUAGGAGUUGGUGCUCCACUUUCCAUUUCUUUGCUUCAUGUACGCUUUGCUAUUUAUAUGAAUCAAAAACCUAAAAAGAGGUAGUCUUAACUACCCAAAGAAAAGUGUGUGUUCUUAGUUUGCCCUUUGGCAAAUUCUCUUUGAUUUGAAGAGGGACCUUAAUUGGUAUCAAAUCCAUGUUUCUAGAUCAACAUUGAUAUCUCUUGGCAAGGGACCUAUCAAUUGGUAUCAGAGCAUGUUUUGUUUUUGAUCCGGACCACUUUGUGGUAUCAAAAACUUAAUAUUUUUCACCUUCCUUGUUAUCGGCAUUCUUCGUGAAUCAACGAUUAUCAAGAAUCCUCGACGAACGGCCAUUCCUCGGAAUCAACGAUCAUCGAGAUCUAUCCAGCAAUUUUAUUUUCACCAUUUUCUAUUCGGGUUUGUUGAUCAAGUUCAACAUCCUUUCUUUUGUAUGGAUUAAUAUCUAUAAUUCUUCCAUUGUUUUUUAAUUUCAAAAAAAAAAAAAAGGAUUUUAUAUUUCUUUUUCACUCGAAAACAAAAACUCUUUUUAUUCAAAAAAAAAUUAUUGUUAAUAACAAACCAUGGAGACAGCUUGGUCUUGGAAGCCGUAGUGCGUUGAAAAACAUCACAACUAGAAGAAUCAACCGGGGAGGAAGAGAAUCAAUUCAAGUGAAGUUUUCCUCAAUGCACAUGAACCUUGAGGACAAGGUUCUUUUAGACCACCGGGGUAUUGAUAGGAUACUAGAAGUCAAGCACGUGCUGAGGUGGCAAGUACGAGAUCAGCUAGACGACGUCAACCAAAGGGCAAGAAUCUCGCAUGCAGGAGCCUCACGACUCAUUUAUUUUCUAGUUUUAUUAAUAAGAGAAGUGGUCUUCCUUAACUAUAGGAACCAAUCUUCAUGUCACGUUUCCCAUUUCAUGUUUGUUAGGAGUUGGUGCUCCACUUUCCAUUUCUUUGCUUCAUGUACGCUUUGCUAUUUAUA
Molecule: messenger RNA, 3225 nt
Organism: Brassica napus (rape)
Lineage: Eukaryota; Viridiplantae; Streptophyta; Magnoliopsida; Brassicales; Brassicaceae
Product: heme chaperone HemW
Exons: 2
Coding region: 191-1639 (482 amino acids)
Biological process (GO): porphyrin-containing compound biosynthetic process
Cellular component (GO): cytoplasm
Molecular function (GO): 4 iron, 4 sulfur cluster binding; coproporphyrinogen oxidase activity
Source: RefSeq, a predicted model, not a curated record